AUGGGUCUCUCCAUCAACAACAUCUUCGCAGUCAACGAGGAUCGGCCGACUCCCAAGGCUGUUUACAAUUGGCGCGUUUACACUUGCGCUGCAAUUGCCUCUUUUGCAUCAUGCAUGAUCGGCUAUGACUCCGCCUUCAUUGGCACCACCAUUGCUCUGCCGUCCUUCCAGGCGGAAUUCGACUUUGAAUCCUACACGCCCGAGGCCCUCGCUCUCCUCAAGGCCAACAUCGUGUCCGUCUACCAGGCGGGCGCAUUCUUCGGCAGUCUCUUCGCUUACGUCACCUCAUACUACAUCGGUCGACGUUAUACUCUGAUUGCCUUCAGCUUCGUCUUUAUGCUUGGUGCCGGUCUGAUGCUUGGCGCCAAUGCGGACCGAGGCUUGGGACUUAUUAUCGGUGGCCGUGUUCUUGCUGGAGUUGGUGUCGGCGCUUGUUCGAAUAUGGUCCCGAUCUACUGCUCUGAGCUGUCUCCUCCUGCUAUCCGUGGUCGCCUCGUUGGUAUCUACGAGCUGGGCUGGCAAAUUGGCGGCCUUGUGGGCUUCUGGAUCAACUAUGGAUUGGCUGAGACCAUGGCUCCUAGCCACAAGCAGUGGAUCAUCCCUUUUGCCGUCCAACUCAUUCCCGCCGGCCUGCUGCUCUUCGGCGCCUUUUGGAUCAAGGAGUCGCCUCGUUGGCUAUUCUCCAAGGGUCGACGUGAGGAAGCCAUGAAGAACCUGUGCUGGUUGAGACAGCUGUCUCCCGAUGACCUUUAUAUGGUCGAAGAAGUUAGCUAUAUGGACCAGGAGCUCGACCGCUACAACAGAGAAGUCGGACCUGGUUUCUGGAAGCCAUUCAGUGCGCUCAAGAGCCGUCAUAUCCAAUGGCGCUUCUUUCUUGGUGGCAUGAUGUUCCUCUGGCAGAAUGGUUCCGGUAUCAACGCCAUCAACUAUUACAGCCCCACUGUGUUCAAGAGCAUCGGAAUCCAGGGCACCAAUACUUCGUUCCUGACUACCGGUAUCUUCGGUGUGGUUAAGACUUCUAUCACUAUCAUCUUUAUUCUUUUCCUGAUCGAGACUGUUGGACGCAGAAAGCUGUUGAUCAUUGGUUCAGUUGGCGGUUCUCUCUGCAUGUGGUUUAUCGGAGCCUACAUCAAGGUCGCUAACCCGGCUGCCAAGAUUGCUGCUGCUGAGGCCGCUGGAGAUGCGGCCCCAUCCAUGUCGAGUGGUGGCAUCGCUGCAGUCUUCUUCUUCUAUCUUUGGACUGUCUUUUACUCGCCCACAUGGAACCCAAUUCCCUGGGUGCUUAACUCUGAGAUGUUCGACGAGAAGUCCAGAUCUCUCGGUCAGGCUUCCGCCGCUGCGAACAACUGGUUCUGGAACUUCAUUGUUUCCCGAUUCACCCCUCAGAUGUUUAUCAAGAUGGGCUAUGGUGUCUAUUUCUUUUUCGCCUCAUUGAUGAUCAUGUCGGCCACCUUUGUUUUCUUCUUUAUCCCCGAGACCAAGGGUCUGCCUCUUGACACCAUGAACCGUCUCUUCGAGAUCAAGCCCGUGUGGAAGGCUCACGGACAGCUUUCCGAGGAAUUGAGACUGCAGGAGGAUGAGUUCCGGCGCAAUGCCGAGGGCAGCAACCUCAGUGCUGAAAAAGCUGAGGCUCUAGCUGAUGAGCGGGAGGAGGUUUAA
Molecule: messenger RNA, 1659 nt
Organism: Fusarium sp. VM40
Lineage: Eukaryota; Fungi; Ascomycota; Sordariomycetes; Hypocreales; Nectriaceae
Source: the annotation of a GenBank genome assembly